GGAUGCCAGUACCCUAAAAUUCCGAAUGGGACCCUAGUGGGGAACAUGUUUUCAAUUGGAAGUACACAAACAAUUAAUUGUGACACUGGUUUCGUUAUCCAUGGCAAUGAUACAAUUAAAUGUAUGGAGAACGGAACAUGGUUUUCAUUGCCAAAAUGUUUGAAAGUACGAGAAUGUACGGAGUUGAAGAUACCUAAUGCUACUGUAACGGUGAAUACAACGCAUGCUAGUGUGACGUGUGUUACCGGCUUUGUAUCCAACAAGACGAAAGACUUCAACCAAAUCAUAACGACAGAAACAUUUAAAUGUGACGAACAAGGAAACUGGUCUCCAAAUAUGGAAUGUACUCACUAUAACAAUAUAAAGAAUGUUGCCUUGCACAAAAACGUUACACACAAUUCAACAUUUGAAUGUAAAGAUGCCGGAAUUGCUACAGAUGGGAAAUGGGAUUGUAAAAAGUACCGUGGCGAUCACUGCUCUCAAAGAUCACCAAUAAAAACGUACAACGCUUGGUGGGAAGUCGAUUUAUGUAAUUUUUAUUCUGUCAAAAGGGUUUCCAUAUUAGAUAAAGACGAUCAGUUCGGGACACCAGGCUCCUAUAAGGUCUUUGUUGGAAACAAAACAAAUCCUAUGAUACCUUGCAAAUACCCGAUGGAAGUGCAUGGCGAUACUAUUUCAUGCACCUGCAAUUCUAUUGUAGGACGAAACGUCAAAGUAGAAAAUCAAAAUAAUCGUCACCUCACCCUAUGUGAAGUUGGUGUUUAUGAAGACUAACACAAUGGAAACUGAUAAUGAAACUGAAGGUAUAUUUUGAGAAAAAUAAAAAAGAGUUCUAAAGAAUGUG
Molecule: messenger RNA, 844 nt
Organism: Ruditapes philippinarum (Manila clam)
Lineage: Eukaryota; Metazoa; Mollusca; Bivalvia; Venerida; Veneridae
Exons: 4
Coding region: 46-774 (242 amino acids)
Source: RefSeq, a predicted model, not a curated record